AUGGAUCUUUAUAAUCAACCAAUUGUAAUUGAUAAUGGUUCAGGUAUAAUUAAAGCUGGUUUUGCUGGUGAAGAUACUCCCAAAAUACAAACUUCAAAUAUAGUUGGUCGACCUCGUUAUCAGAAAAUAAUGGCCACGGCACAAACUCCAGAUAAUAAUUGUUUUAUAGGUAAUUCAGCACAAGAGAACCGUGGAUUAUUAAAAAUUAGCUAUCCAAUACGACAUGGAGUGGUCGAAGAUUGGUCAGAUAUGGAGAAGUUAUGGCAACAUACAUAUAAUCAAGAUUUAAAAAUAAAUUCUCAAGAUCAUCCACUAUUAAUCACUGAAGCACCAUUGAAUCCUCAGACAAAUCGAGAUAAAAUGUGUCAAAUCCUAUUUGAAAGUUUCAAUAUCCCUUGCAUAUAUAUCUCAAUUCAAGCUGUGCUAAGUCUAUAUGCUUCCGGUAGGACUACUGGUGCUGUGAUUGAUUCUGGUGAUGGUGUAUCUCAUGUUGUUCCAGUAUUUGAUGGUUUUGCAUUACCUACAAGUAUUAAACGAAUGGAUGUGGCUGGUCGAGAUAUAACCGAACAAUUAUCAUUUAAUAUAAGAAGAGUAACAGGUUUCAAUUUAUCAAGUAGUUCGGAAUUGGAAAUCGUGAAGUUAAUGAAAGAAUCUUGUUGUUUUAUAUCCAAAGAUCCAGCAAGAGAUGAGAAAUUGUAUUCUACUCAUUAUAUAAAGGGCAGUAUGACUAACUCAGAAUUAUUUAGUACUUAUAAAUUGCCAGAUGGUCAUGAAGUAAAUCUUGGGGUUGAAAGAUUUCGAAGUCCUGAGAUACUAUUUAAUCCACAAUUAAUAGGUAAUGAAUCAGUUGGAUUACAUGAAUUGACAUCAUUAAGUAUAGCCAAGACCGAUCUUGAUCUUCGGCCUACAUUAUAUCAGAAUCUAAUAUUAUCUGGCGGAAAUACAUUGAUUAAAAAUUUUGGUGAUCGAAUGUUGAAAGAGUUGAAAGAUUUACAAGUUGAUAAAACCGAGAGUUCAAUAUGGAAUAAGUCAAUUUCUAACCUGGCUUAUAAUACUAAAAUGAAAGUUAAAAUAUAUGCCCCAAAUGAGAGAAAAUAUACAACUUGGAUUGGUGGGUCUAUUUUGGCAAGUUUAUCUACGUUCAAAAAGAUGUGGAUUACUGCUGCUGAAUAUAAUGAAAAUCCAGGUAUAAUACAUGUUAAAUGUUUGUAA
Insectozyma verbasci is the source of this 1212-nucleotide messenger RNA. NCBI's taxonomy places the organism in Eukaryota, Fungi, Ascomycota, Pichiomycetes, Serinales, Debaryomycetaceae. The record is from the annotation of a GenBank genome assembly.